GAGCCUAAUAAGAAGUGACUGAAAGUGACUGGAAGUGACUGACAAAGAAAUUUUUGGUCGAAUUUUUAAUAUAAAAUCCCUAAAUUCCAUUGUAAUUUCACAAUCAUCAAUUUACAGAAGCAGUGAUGUCACCUAUCGAUUUGGGCAGUUUGAAGGUGUACAAAAAACAAUGAAGAAGAAGAGUCCAAGUGCUGCUACCGGGACUCCUGAGAAGCAGUCAGGCAAAAAGAAAAAGGAAGAAGCUCCGAAGUACCGUGAUUGGGAAAAGGACCGUAGAAACAGACUAAAUGAGGCCUUCAACCAACUUGCAUUGGCCAUUAGUGAUUCUUCUCCCCCAGUGAAAAAGAUUGACAUUGUCACCAAAGCUUGUGAGUGCAUUGAGGAACUGAGGCAGGAAAAUGAGCAAUUUAAAAAGGGCAGUGGUCUUGACCAGAAUUUGUUAGGAAAGGAAACUGCUAAAUACAAGGAACAAAUAGCGGAACUAAGUAGCCGGGUGGAUCGUCUCGUCAGCUAUUUAACUGAAGUCGGUGUUGAGAAACCAAAAUGGGUCUCUCUUCCGCUCACUACCCCAGCACCUCCAGAUCUAGGGAAAAGACCAUUCCAAUAUUCUAAUAAAUUGAAUCCUGCCAAAUUAAAGGAGCUUCUCGAGAUGCCAAAAAAUAAAGCGGCUAAAAGACUACAAAACGCCAAAAGGAGAGCUUUGAAAAAGAAGGCAAUUGCUGUAAAGAACAAGGCAGUUGCGCCAAAAGUCACCAGUCUGAGCCAGCUGCCACCUGGAAUUCUUCUUUUCAAGAGCUGCCCGCCAGAAAACACCCCUAAAGUUGUGAUAGUUCCGCCACCCGCUCCUCCAACAGCCAUCUCAACGCCUUUGAUUUUGCUUCCGCCCCUUCAGCAAAAGACUCAGUUCAUUCUGUCAAAGCCCCCAGUAGACAAGGUCCCCAUAAGAAGUGAAAUCGUGAACAAACCAGCAGUAAAGAAAUCGAAAAAAAAUUUAGUGAACAAGAACAGCAAAGCCAUCAGGCACAGCAUUGAGGCCCUGUGCAAAAAGCAACUUGUUAAGGAAUUGCCUGUCAAAGACAUACCUGUCAAGGAGGCUCAGCAUGUACCUACUAGUCAGCCGGAAGUUAGCAACACGAAGAGUGAUCAGGCUGAGUCAAAACAAUCCAACAAAGCCACUGAGCCAGACAAGGAAAACAUUUUCGUGCCAAUCAUAAGGCCUGCCACCCCAAAGGCUCCGAGCAAAUCGCCUUCCCAAUCUGUUCAGAUUCAACCUGCGCAACCUCAGAAAGAAGUCCCAGUCACGAGUAGCUCCAACUCGCAGCCAAAUCAGUGCCAAGAGGUGCCAAAAUCAAGUGCUGGAGCCGGAGUGUCUGUCCCCGAUUUUUCCCUGCCCACUUUUACAACAGCGCAAGCAAAGCAGACUUUCGCCGGAGACAGUUACCCUGUGACCAGCAGCAGGAGCUACCCUGAAACGCAGACCACGUUCAGCCACCUGAACCAGCCCCCGACGCAUUUCCACGCUCCCCACUUGGCGUCGAGUCAGGCCAAGGAGCAGAGCAAGAGCACCCCCUUCACGCACGAAGCGCCGCCACCGUCAAAUCCUGUAUCCCAGGCCGACACCUUCUCCCACCUGAAGACCCACCUGCCCACCUUCUCCACGUUCGGCGACAUUUCCGGCGCACACUGCAACCAGACGUUCACCACCACCACCACCAGCUCGCACCAGAAGACUCCCUUCAGCUCCGCCAGCGACAUUUUCACCCACCAGCCGCAGAGCAAGAACCUGCCCUUCAGUCAGGGUCAGAGCUUCCCCCCGAAACCCUCCAACCCGACGUUUUCCCACGAGAAACCGCACCAGCAGCAGGCGCAAAAGGUGUCGGCGCAGUUCACCCCCCAGCAGCAGCCUCCUCAGGAGCAGAGACCAUUUUUCUUCGACCCAGCCAGACCUCCCGAGUACAACUCGGGAGAAACGAGCUUCAUUGGGCCCCAACCCCCUAUGGCCACAGUGGUGGAGCAUCCCCCGAAGGACCCUGCCACCAUGUACAACCCCUUCCGCGGAGACGAAAUGUCAGAAGGGGUGCAGCGUUCGGAAAAUCUCAAUAACAGCGCGUACUCAAACGACCUGUUCGCCUCCCUUCACGUUCCCUCCGGCCACCCAGAGUCCAUUUCGCCUACGGCUGCUUUUCUGCACACCUUCCCUCUGGUGUCUGCCGGAAGAAACGAGAACAGCGAGAGGGUGGAGAGUGGCACCAGCAACCUGCUGCAACUCGGCACCCUGGAGGAAGGAGGCCAGCAGAUGGAGCUCAACUCCCUGAUGCCGCAGAUCGAAAAGCAGAGCAAACGUGUCAACAAGAGUUUCUCCGACGAGCUGUACCAAAUGGAGCCUGACUACGACGCGGAAAUCACCUCGAUUAUGUCAUCCGCUCCGAAAAGGCAGAACAAACAGAACCCCUUCCAGCACCAGCAGACCAAGCCACAGCAACCGCAGCAGCAGCAGCAGCAGCAGCUGCAGCUGCAGCCUCCACCGCAACCAAACUUUGGCUACUACCAACAGCAGAAGAGAACCAUCGCCGCGCCCCAGAAGCCGGUCCAGAGAGAGACUAUCCGUACCGGCGAUCAGCCAAACUACAAAAGUCAAAACUACCCUUUUUACUACCAAACUGCAGAUCAAACUCCCACGGCUGCUCCUCUCAAUUUGCCACCUGUGCCGACGACGACCAAUUUCAUGCCGUGGAACAAUAUUGAGCCGCAGCAGCAACAAAGCCGGAGCUUACAUCAGAACUACACCUGCGACAGCAGGCAGACACAGCACCAGUCGAUCCCGCCCCCUCCCCAACAGCAGCAGCAGCAGCAACAACAACAGCAGCAGCAAGGUCAGCAGGUGCAGCAGCAGCAGCAACAAAAGGAAGUCCAGCGGCCUCCAGUCAACUGGAUGACAAGUGACGUACGAACUGAUGACGCUGCCGUCGGCAUUUUGGACUUUGACUGGAGCAGACAGGCGCAGCUGCCGACGCUUGUUGGCGACUUGGCUCUAGGUCCAACACCAAUCACGCCUCGAAAGAAGGAUAAUACCUGCAAAUACACCAGCGUACAAAACUUUCUGUCGGUCAGCCAGCUUGUCGACGUCCCUAAGGAAAAAGCCAAGAGGCGGCUGAUCAACAACAACAAGAAUAACUUGAACCGAAGGACAGAAAGAAAUGCUGCCAAGCAGCCCGCCACCGUCCAGCAGCAGCAGCAACAACAGUUGCAAGUUUGUCCUGACUACCACAGCAUCACCAACUGGCCAGCGCCAAAGCCGUCAUGCAAACCUGUGCCUAGCAGCUACUCAGCCGAAUCUCUGAUUGGCACAUCGCAGCACGACCAAAAUGAUAAAUCUGAGAGAUACAACCAACGAUUCCCGAGAAACUUGAUGCCUACGGAGCAGAAUUCAUUUUUCCCCAGUGAGCAGCAGUUUGACUACCACCAACCCCAGUACGACUGCAGCUCGAUGUACCAACCAAACACCUCUUUUGCCAGCAUAGUCACUUCUUCGAGUUCUACUAACUCGAUUGUGCCAUCCUUCGGGCAAGACUUCAAUCCGUUCACCUCAACGCCUCAGAAAAGCACGUCCAACAACAAACGGCGCAACGACAACUUCUAUCACAUGGACUGCAACCGCAGAUCUAGUCAGCAGUACAACCAACAAAGCCGGACAAACCAGCAAGUCAACGUAACCCCCAGCGCAGGCUCGUCGCUGACCAACUUCAACCUGUGCACGAUUUUCCCUGAAAUCAACAAGCAGCCUGUGAUCGCCCCACCUCUGGCUCCGUUCAUCCCCAGCAAGGGUCAAGUGUCCGACUAUGUCCUUCCCCCACCACCGGCAAGCUUCAACAACCUCCUGGCGCCUGCUCCUCCGCAAGUUUUCCCAGCUCCCAGUUUUCCAGUGCCAAGCAGCAUUCAGUUUGCAUCUCAGCAUGAAAAUUAAUGUGUAUAAACAGUAAAAAUGUGAUAUUUAGCUUAAAUAGAAAGACUUUUAGAAAUGCUUGUCAUUCACGUUUAUUUUUAGACGUAAAAUAAAAAAUAAAUAAAUCAACUGA
This is a messenger RNA of Cloeon dipterum, 4076 nucleotides long. RefSeq lists its product as uncharacterized. Lineage: Eukaryota; Metazoa; Arthropoda; Insecta; Ephemeroptera; Baetidae. The transcript has 9 exons. The record is from RefSeq and is a predicted model, not a curated record. Bases 170 to 3964 code for a protein of 1264 amino acids. Gene Ontology annotation, molecular function: protein dimerization activity.